CGGUGGCGGGUGGGGAGAGGGCGGAGCGUGGGCCGUGGUCCCCCGCCAUGGCCAAGCACGUUUUUCUCACGGGACCCCCAGGGGUUGGAAAGACUACUUUGAUCCAGAAAGUCACUCAAGCUCUAAAAUCCUCAGGCGUUCCUGUUGAUGGAUUUUACACCGAGGAAGUUAGAGAAGGUGGCAGGAGAACAGGAUUUGAUGUUGUCACUUUGUCUGGAGAACGAGGACCUUUAUCUAGAGUCAGUUCUGAUUCUUCUACUUCAAGACGUGAAUAUCGGGUCGGACAAUAUGUUGUAGACCUUGUUUCAUUUGAGCAGUUGGUUCUACCGAUGCUGAGAAAUGUAAACCAUGGCAAUGAUGCAGAGAAAAAAAUUUGUGUCAUAGAUGAGAUUGGUAAAAUGGAGCUCUUCAGCCAGGCUUUUAUUCAAGCUGUUCGUCAAACGCUGACUUGUUCGGGGACCAUGGUGCUUGGAACUAUUCCAAUACCUAAGGGAAAGCCACUGGAUCUUGUUGAAGAAAUAAGAAGUAGGAAAGAUGUUAAAGUGUUCAAUGUUAGUAAGGAAAACAGAAACAGCAUUUUGCAAGACAUCUUGGCAGCUGUAGAAUCCUGCAGAAAAUGAAGACCUUUUCUUGCCGUUAAACACAAAAGGUUUUAUUUUAACAGAACAUUACAAUAUUUUGCGGAUGUUUUGGAGCCUGUCCUUCCUGCUUUAGCCCCUGGAGGCUUCACUGGAGCCUUCUGGGUAAGCAAGGUAAAGCUGGUAAAUACUCUAAAAUGUGAAAAUGAGAUAGCAGGAUUCUUGUUUAUUAGUUCACAAGCUGAUCCAUUCAGAAAAUUGAACGGAUGUGUAGUUAACGUCCAGUUCUAAUCUGGGUAUUUGGGAGUUAGGCGGUCUGACUCUGGUCUUAGUUACACCAAGUAAAAGCAAUUAACUGUCAAA
Messenger RNA from Tyto alba (common barn owl), 941 nucleotides. It is a transcript of the gene NTPCR, whose product is annotated as nucleoside-triphosphatase, cancer-related. Lineage: Eukaryota; Metazoa; Chordata; Aves; Strigiformes; Tytonidae. The record is from RefSeq and is a predicted model, not a curated record. Gene Ontology annotation, molecular function: ATP hydrolysis activity. The coding region runs from base 48 to 620 and encodes 190 amino acids. The transcript has 5 exons.